AUGAAGGUUUCAGCAGCAGAUGAGCUGAAACUGGCUCAAUUAGGUGAUGUUACAGAUUUGAAAGAGACAGUUAAUGAUGACACCAGUGAGUUGGAUAGGAAGCUGCCAGAAGGCCUUGGCUUAUUGGACGAAGAUGUUGAGUUCAAGAAGUUCGCUGCUGAAGGCUGGACUGGUUUGGCUGAAGAUGCCUAUGUCUUGAAAGAUUCCAAGGAUAAUAACAAUGCAGAGGAUGAUUUUUCUCAUCAGUUAAGAACUAAAGUUGGAAAAUUUGGAUACAAGAUUGAAACCUCGUAG
Molecule: messenger RNA, 294 nt
Organism: Hemiscyllium ocellatum (epaulette shark)
Lineage: Eukaryota; Metazoa; Chordata; Chondrichthyes; Orectolobiformes; Hemiscylliidae
Product: 26S proteasome complex subunit SEM1-like
Exons: 2
Coding region: 1-294 (97 amino acids)
Biological process (GO): proteasome assembly; mRNA export from nucleus
Cellular component (GO): proteasome regulatory particle, lid subcomplex
Source: RefSeq, a predicted model, not a curated record